GAACGCGUGCCGGGCGUUUUGCUCAUGGACACUUUUAUUUUUGCUAACGAACACGACAAAAUAAAUCGAAAGUUAUUUUUCUGUAUUAAAAUCAUAGGUAUGAAUGAUUAAUCUAGGACAGGAGUGUAGUGUCUGCGCGAAUUUACACAGAUGUCUGUCAUAUCGUGACUGAAAACUAGGUAAUGCAUUUUAUUACCGAAUAUUAUUCAGUGUAAAGUUUUGUAGAGCAGUGCUUUCAGUGGCUGUGUGGAUGUUUGUUGUCUCUGUCGUAUGAAAGCGAAAGGAAGCUCGCUAGGGGGAGUUGUUUUGUUUUCGUGCUUUUCUUUGCAACAAAUUUUGUUGAGCGAAUUAAGAAAAUAAAAUCGCUUCUUUACCACAAGAUAUGCACAAACACACAGGAAGAUUUUAAGUGUAAAGCAAACAGCGUACCGCCCACGUCGCCCGAUAUCAGCAUCCCGUCCCGCAGAGAAAUUAAUCUGGAACACUGAUGAACACAGGAAGCUUCCCGAUAAAGUGCUAUAUGCUGUAGCUCUGGAUGAGCAAACCGCACAACGUUCACACUAGCAUGCUAAGACAGCCGAACCGAAUUAACCAAACGCAACAGUAAUGUAGAAUUUCGUUAAUUAUUAAGCAAAGACUAUAAAACACAAACAUACGGUUACAAUGGGGCAUAUACGGGAAACAGACUAUUCGAAAACGAAAAUGAAUUUAAAAAUCUAUAGGGAAACGAACGAUAAUCAUUCCAGUGAUGUAGACGUAAAUUCGACUGAUCUAGUUAGUAGUGAAGAUAAAUAUGGCUGCCAAAUCGAAACUCGGUGUUGCUUGGUCGCGUGUGAGUUAUAUAAGAAGGAAGACGAAUAUGGAAAAGGAUCGAUUAUGAGGAGGGUUGACGGUUAUGGUGGUGCAAGGCGGGCCGCCGAUUUAAAAUUUAAAUGUGUGCGGGAGUGUACGGAUGCGUUCGGGAGGACAAUGGGAGUGCACGUGCGUUUGGUGGCCGUGAUAGGACUUGUGUUCAUGUUGCUGACGACGAGCGCAGCUGCGCCGGCGCGGUCUAGACCCUCGCGGAGUACACAUUCAGAGAAAACGAGAAGUUACCUGGAAAUGUAUGGGUAUCUAAAAAAAGAAAAACCCGAGGUGGGCAACUUGCUGAUGGAAGACGUUGAGCAGUCCUACGAAGACGACUUCAGGAUUGCCAUCAAAACAUUACAAGAAUUCGGUGGCAUUCCUGUAACGGGGGUGAUAGACCACGCCACUAAAGAACUUAUGAGCAAGAAAAGAUGCGGAAGACCAGACCGGGAGCCCGGGCACGAUGAAAACAAUAGAAGAAAGAAGCGGUUUGCGGUGCAAGGCGAGAAAUGGAAACACACUAAUUUAACAUGGAGCUUGUCCCAAUCCCGCCGUCCAUCGCAGAUAGACCCACACGGCACGAGAAGCGUCCUGGCACGCGCACUGGACGUUUGGCAACAAGCGUCACGACUCACCUUCACAGAGAUCAACUCGGAUGACGCUGACAUCGUCGUUUCGUUUUCCAAACGUUACCACGAUGACCCGUAUCCAUUCGACGGGCGCGGCUCUAUUCUUGCGCACGCGUUUUUCCCGGGCACAGGACGAGGGGGUGAUGCCCACUUCGAUGACGACGAACUCUGGGUUUUGCAUCCAAAUAACGACGAUGAGGAUGGGACGUCGUUGUUCGCCGUUGCCGCUCAUGAAUUUGGACACUCGCUCGGCCUGAGUCAUAGUUCAGUAAAGGGCGCCCUGAUGUACCCAUGGUACCAGGGAAUUCAGCCGAAUUUCGUUCUACCCGAUGACGACAGGAAUGGUAUCCAGCAAAUGUAUGGUCCUAAAUACAAAAGAACGUGGGAGAAGAUUCCGUACUACAAGCCAGCAGAAACUCCACCGACCACAACAACCACUUCAACUACAACAACGACGACUACAAGACGACCUUACAUUUAUCAGCAUCAUCCUGAACGACAUCGACCCUACACGCCUAGCAGAUUUCCCACGUAUUAUCCAGAUAAGCCCAGUCAUCCAGAAAAGCCAAGCCAUCCAGAUAGGCCUCAUUAUCCAAAUUACCCAGAUCGAAACCCCUAUUACCCUGACCGGCGACAUUACACAACUACUGAGGAGCAUCCAAGACGCACCAACCAUCAUUAUCCUAGACCUACAGAAACAACGACCCAUGCAACUACAUAUCGUCCCCGAUAUCCUCAUCCUCGGCCCGAAUACCCAACACAUCCUAAACCGAACUACCCUACUGAUCCUGGUCAAGACUAUCCAAAGAGAAAACCAUUGUAUCCUGCGAAGACAACGACAAUUAAACCGACCCCACCCCCAGAUAAACCUGACACUUGUGAUACUUCUUACGAUGCUGUUACACUUAUACGGGGUGAACUCUUCAUUUUCAAAAAUCGGUACCACUGGAGAAUAGGCGCAAACAAUCGUUACAACGGAUACCCUAUAGAAAUAUCAAGGAUGUGGUCAGAGCUACCAAAAAAUCUCACUCAUGUUGACGCCGUGUACGAAAGACCGGACCGUAAAAUUGCUUUCUUCAUUGGUAAGCAGUUGUACUUAUUCGAUUCACAAUUUUUACUGCCGGGAUAUCCCAAAAGCUUGGUUCAGCUUGGUUUACCGGAACAUCUGGAAAAGUUGGAUGGCGCUAUGGUUUGGGGGCACAAUGGCAAAACAUACUUCUACAGUGGCACUAUGUACUGGAAAUUCGACGAAGAAGUGGGACGCGUAGAGCUAGACUAUCCUCGCGACAUGGCAAUGUGGAAGGGUGUCGGAUACAAUAUUGACAGUGUGUUCCAAUGGAAAGAUGGUAAGACCUAUUUUUUCAAAGGGAAGGGCUUUUGGAAGUUCAACGACCUUUAUAUGCGUGUUGAACACGAGAGACAGCUUCCUUCUGCACAAUACUGGAUGCAGUGUCCAAAAGAACGCGCUGGCCGCCGCGCUCCUUUCCGAGCUCCUCCUGCCCCCGGGUCAACACUUCGCUCUCCUAGUUCCGCAAGCUCUAACGAUAACAACCUCUCGCUCGGUGCUUCCCUAGUACUUUUAAUACUAAUGCGGUAUAUUCUUUAAUAAAAUAAAGAAAUUAUAAAGACUGUGUGUGCCACUAUCAAUUAAUUAUUUAAUCUCAAAACAGAGAUUGAACCAAAUUAUAGAUAAAGUUAUGCGUUAAAUGUGUUUGAAUCAACAAGUAUACAUAUCGAUUCUGUCUGACGUAAGACUUAGUAUUUUAAGUAAAUAAAAUAAAUUGCGCAAACAUUGCACUGCCUGUUUUAGUAUGUAAAUUAUUGUAUUAACUUAAACUUCAUACUUUAAAGACUUUUAACUAUUAGAAUAGUAGGAUAAUAUUAUGAGGCAUUUUGUUUUUAAUUUUUAAUGUUGUAUGUACAUAUUGAUCUCAAUGUGAUCGAGUUCUUGGUUUAUUUUAAUGUAAGGUAUAUAACACCAUUUGUUUAGCUUGUGUACAGAAUGUAUUGUCUAUUGAUGUCAGUAUUUUCAUAAUAGAGAACAACAUAUGUCAUAGAACGAAAUGAUUAGAUGCGUGUAUAGUUCUUUAUUUUUCUAAAGUCAUAAUGUUAAUCAAAAAUGUUAUACCUAUAUAUUAUAUAUCUAUCUACCUAUUAGAAAAAAAUUAUACCUAUAACAGUGCACUAACUCCACAAGUUUGCCUUAAUAGCAAUAACAUGAUAAUCUAUUUGUGUAUUGCAAAGUAUUUAUAUUGUAGAAAUUUUUGAAGAGCUAAUAUACUCAAAAUAUUAGUGAAUAUAUGGGCGCGGCCAUUUCUGAGGUACAUAACUAUCUUCACUAAACAAAAAUGGCAGGGCUAAACUUAGUGCUGUCCCUUUUACACAAAAAAUAUUAAAAAAGGAUAGCACUAGGUAGAAAAGAACUGUCGAUUUAGUUUCGUUUAGAGAUUUGUGUAAGUACAGCAGAAUCGCCACCAAUAUAACUAUAUAACUUACAACAACUAUUACUAAGCUGGUUAGAGGUUCACAUAUUUUGUAACUUGUAAAUGAUAGUAGCUACUUGUAUGUCUAAUCAUAAUAGUAAAUGUAAAGACAAACUAUUAAAUUAUACUUAUCUAUUACUCGUAAGUACCUAUGAAAAAAAUAUAUGUAUUAAAGCCUAGUAAUUAAAGUAUAAAUAAAAUAUAAAUUGGUAUCUAAUUAUAUUAUGUGGUACUCUACUUGUGCGUAUCUAUUAAAUUCAUCCUAACUAAUAAGUUAUGUAUUUGGAUGUUCGUUUAUAUAAUUAUUAUUACAUAUUCCGUAUUUGAGUCUAGGAUUCUAAAAGUUGAGCAUUUACUCAUACUUUUAUUAUUGUACUGUUAAGUCAUAUUAAAUCUGAGUUGCUAAUGCAUGAGUGAAUCAGAAGCUCUCCAGAAUGAAAUUGGUGCUUUUGAUAGGUAGUUUUUGUACAGAAUCAAUUCAUACAUAAGUAUUUUUGUAUGCUAUUAAAUGUAGAUAAGUAAUGUAUCAAUAUUGAAUAACCAUAACUUUUGUUACUCAAGUAAAAUAUAAUUCUUUCAAAUCAAUAUUAUUCUGUAAUUUAUAACAUAAUAUAUAAUAUUGUGCAAUCAUAUAAAAUAAACCUACGAGUAAAUUUUUAGCUUUAGUAAUUUAGGGGUAAUAUGGCAGACACCUACCUAUUUUAGACCAUUUUUUGUACCUCUCAAGUCAUUUUAUUAUGGACUUCAGUAGUUUUUACAACAACUUUGGUCACAAAUAAUUUAAUAAUA
Molecule: messenger RNA, 4747 nt
Organism: Pararge aegeria (speckled wood butterfly)
Lineage: Eukaryota; Metazoa; Arthropoda; Insecta; Lepidoptera; Nymphalidae
Product: matrix metalloproteinase-2-like
Exons: 12
Coding region: 664-3081 (805 amino acids)
Biological process (GO): proteolysis; collagen catabolic process; extracellular matrix organization
Cellular component (GO): extracellular matrix
Molecular function (GO): zinc ion binding; metalloendopeptidase activity
Source: RefSeq, a predicted model, not a curated record